GGUCAAAUUAUUCUAUGACACUACAAAAGGAACACAAUACUUAGAAAAAGCAGUGAAAUAUGUCAUUAAAGUCAAAGAUGAUGAAUCUGAAACGUUAACAUUAUAUUUAACUCCAGUAGGAGUAAAUAGGAAGCCAGAUUCAAUUGGAAAAUUACAUAUUGCAAUGUAUUGCAUUGUUCAUUGUGUUUAUAAUAUUCAUCAAAGAGGUUGGUGUAUAGUAGACUUACGUUGGCCAAAUGUGGUAGAACAAAAUGAUUGGUUCUAUGUGAUAGAUGCAGGUGAAUUUGCACAACGCCAUGGAAAGGCUAUUCACAGCAACAUGCUUCGUAUUUUUGAUCCAGUUACUGCUGAUUCCUGUAAACCUGCCACAGACAUUUAUAUGUUGAUUAAAAUGAUGGAGGAUACAGAAAAUAUGUGGCAUAGUAAUCCUCAUG
Messenger RNA from Scutellospora calospora, 434 nucleotides. Lineage: Eukaryota; Fungi; Glomeromycota; Glomeromycetes; Diversisporales; Gigasporaceae. The record is from the annotation of a GenBank genome assembly.